Danio rerio (zebrafish) is the source of this 1693-nucleotide messenger RNA. Lineage: Eukaryota; Metazoa; Chordata; Actinopteri; Cypriniformes; Danionidae. The record is from RefSeq and is a predicted model, not a curated record.
GGGUUAGUUUGAAACUGUCUGCUGCACCAACCAUCAAGAUAAGAUCCCUCUCUUUCUCCUUGAGCAGAUCUCAGGAGUCAACUAGUCAUGGCUGACACAGAAGACGUUGUGGAGGAGGAAGUGCAGGAAGUGGAGGAAACCGAAGAGGAAGUGGAAGUGCCGCCUCCAACAGAGGAAGAGCCAGCCCCUGAAGUGGAAGAGCCUCCGGAAGUCGAAGAGGAGCCAGAACCAGAACCACAAGAAGCCCCGGUUGCGGAGGAAGUCACAGAUGAGACAAAACCAAAGCCAAAAUUCAUGCCCAAUAUCUCGGCUCCAAAGAUUCCUGAGGGAGAUAAAGUGGAUUUUGAUGACAUCCACAGAAAGCGUCAGGAGAAGGAUUUAUCUGAGCUUCAGUCUCUGAUCGAGGCUCAUUUCAUCCAGAGGAAGAAAGAUGAAGAAGAACUGAUCGCGCUGGUCAACAGAAUCGAGAAGCGGCGCGGCGAGAGGGCAGAGCAGCAGAGAAUCCGUGCAGAGAAAGAGAAGGAGAGACAGGCCCGUCUGGCCGAAGAAAAAGAGAGGCGAGAGCAAGAGGAACAGAGGAAGAAACACGAUGAAGAUGCCAAGAAGAAGAAGGCCCUCACCAACAUGACACACCAGUAUGGAGGAAUCCAGCAGAAGGGCGACGGCCGCAAAGGAGCAAAGAAACAGACAGAGAGAGAGAAGAAGAAGAAGAUCCUGGCGGAGAGAAAGAAGCCACUGAACAUCGAUCAUCUUUCUGAAGAUAAACUGAAGGAGAAGGCCAGUGAAAUGUGGCAGUGGAUGAUGCAGUUGGAGGCCGAGAAGUUUGACCUCAGCGAGAAACUCAAGAGGCAGAAAUAUGAUAUGAAUGUUCUCCAGACCCGAAUCAAUGAACAACAGAAGUUUGCCAAAGGUCGUGGCAAGGGCAAGGUUGGCGGCAGGCUGAGGUAAACGCACGGCGGAUCCAGGAGCUCCAGAGAUCCAGAAGACUUUAUCUGCUUCAUCACAUACAGUUGAAGUCAGAGUUAUUAGCCCUCCUGAAUUAUUUCCUUCCCCCCUGUAUAUUUUUGAUUUGCCCCAAUUUCUGUUUAACAGAGAGAUUUUAUUUUUAAACAUAAUAGUUUUAAUAACUCAUUUCUGAUAACUGGUUUCUUUUAUCUGUGCUAUGAUGACAGUACGUAAUAUUUGACUAGAUGUUUCAUAAGAUACUAGUAUUCAGCUUCAAGUGACAUUUAAAGGCUUAACUAGGCUACUUAGGCAAGUCGUUAUUUAAUGAUGGUUUGUUCUGUAGAUGGUCGAAAACAAAUAUUGCUUAAGGGGCUAAUAAUAUUGACCUUAAAAUGGUUUCAAAAACUGCUUUUAUUCAAGCCAAAAUAAGGCAAAUAAGACAUUCUCCAGGAGAAAAAAUAUUAUAGGAAAUACUAUGAAAAAUGUCUUGCUCCAUUAAACAUCAUUUGGGAAAUAUUUGAAAAAGACAAAGCACAGGUGGGCGAAUAAUUUCGACUUCAACUGUAUGCAGAUGUGGUCAUGACAGACGCAUCGCUCUGCUUUACUGCACUAUGGAGACAGAAAAGUUGCAUACUCUCUACUGAUGUCGUGUAUUUCUGCUUGUUAUGCACAAGUAUUCUGCAGUCCUCUCUAUAUUGAGCACUCGUUUUAUUCCUGCAACAUUAAAAGAGUCAGAUUGUCUACAAUG